This is a messenger RNA of Acipenser ruthenus (sterlet), 1054 nucleotides long. Its product is annotated as C-X-C motif chemokine 11-1-like. Gene Ontology annotation, biological process: antimicrobial humoral immune response mediated by antimicrobial peptide; inflammatory response; cellular response to lipopolysaccharide. The transcript is spliced from 5 exons. The record is from RefSeq and is a predicted model, not a curated record. Lineage: Eukaryota; Metazoa; Chordata; Actinopteri; Acipenseriformes; Acipenseridae. Gene Ontology annotation, cellular component: extracellular region. Gene Ontology annotation, molecular function: chemokine activity; CXCR chemokine receptor binding. The coding region runs from base 289 to 570 and encodes 93 amino acids.
AACAUGUCUAUGCAGAGAUUCCCCCCUCCAUGCACUAACAUUGAGCUUGCUGCCUUCUGUUUCAGCCCUGGCUAUGUGUGCGUGCACACCCCCGACAAACAUGGCCUCACAUCCCAGGACAAAACCUGCCGCCCACAACAGCCACAACAGGAUGUCAGUGGAUUGUUAGGCUGUUGAAAUGGUAUAAAUACUGCAGAUUCAUGCACCUUUUCAUCAGCACUUCACUUGAACUAUCAAGAGAACAAACUCCUCCUGAAAAACCAACAGAAACAUUACAAGACUAAAACAAUGAACUCAACAGCCAUCCUGUGCCUUGCUGUCUUGUUCUGUGCAGCUAUUGAAGGUUCACCAAUGCCUGGCAGGGGCCGUUGCCUUUGUCUUGGAGAUGGUGUCAACUUUAUUCAGCCAAGACUCAUUGAGAAGUUAGAUGUGAUUCCUGCAUCAACGACGUGUGGCAACUUGGAGAUUAUUGUUACACUGAAGAACAGUGGAGAGCUGAGAUGCCUGAAUCCCAAAUCCAAGUUUUCACAGAAUUUCAUUAAGAACGCAAAGAAAAUGCCCCAGCAGUAGACUUUAACAUCAACAAGAGAAGAACAACCUCAAAGAUUUUCAAAAGCCACCUUUUUUGAAGACCCCAGAACAAAGACCAAACGCCCUCCAAGAUUCUUAGAAACUGCUUGUUACGCUUUCUCCUCCUCUCUGAAUAAAGUGUAAAGUUCCUAAUGUAAAUAUCUGGAUAGACCCUAUAAAUGAGAAAUAUUUAUAAAAAAACAAUUUGAAAUUGUUUUUCUGUGUUUAAAAUAACAAAACCUAAACCAAUGUAGAUAUGUACAAAUAUGGUGUUAUUUAAAAAAAAAAAAAAAAGUCUUAACUGUUAUUCGUGUACAUAGUUUUGAGAGAGAAAUCUUUUAAAGGACUGAAAAUGAAUAAUUUCACAAGUAUGAAUCCCAAAUGUUGAGCAUGUUGUAAAUCUGGGUGUGAAUAUAUGUACUGUAUCUUGAUCUAUGACUAAACAUUUAUUGUAUAAAUUGUAAAAUGUUCUGUACAUUUUCUU